CACCGCGAAAGAUUUCAUAUAAAUGCAACGAAGUACCGUAUUGUGAACACUACAGUGCUACAUCUGGAAUAGUAUACUUGUGAUAAAUUCCAUUAUGUUUUCGAUUUUUGAAAUAUUAGCUUUAACGACACUGUGCGCUAGUGUCGCUCAAAGUGAAUUAUUAGCGCCAUGCCAUCGUAACGACAAUGUCUGUUUUGAGAAGUCCAUCAACGAUGCCCUGCCUGCGAUCUUCUCUGAAAACAAAGCUCUUGGGAUCGAAUCAUCUGAUCCCUUGAAACUUGACCUAAUUGAGGGCGACAUGCCCGAUAUUAAAUUUAAGUUUAUUUCCCCAAUCACUACGGGAUUCAAGAAAUGUGUCGUGAAAAAUGUGAAAAUGAACUUAGAUGCACUUACCUUACACGAGGAGCUUGAUUGUCCGAAUCUAGAAACAACUGGCAAAUACGAAAUCUCUGGACGUCUCAUCACUUUACCAAUUGAGGGAAGUGGAGACUUCAAAAUCUCUGCUGGGUCAUACAAUAUCAUCCUCGAUUUUGAUUUGGAAACUGUAGUUGGAGAUGACAACAAAGUAUAUCUCUCCUUCAAAUCUUACAAACAGAAAAACGAAGCAACAGCUCCAAUUUCUUUCGACUUCAAAAACCUUUUUAAUGGACAAAAGGAUCAGGCGGACAAUGUCCUCACAUUUGCUAACCAGAACUGGAAACAGGUCUUCCAUCUCCUGCAGGAACCUAUUUGGAACGAAAACAUCAAGAAAAUCGUUUCUACCGGCAACAAACUCUUAAGGACUGAACCCCUUGAUCAAAUGUUCAUAUCACCUUAGGUUGUUAAAGUAAAAAUACUAUACAUUUGUUACAUAUUUUAGUAGUAACAAAUGAAUACACAUACAUUAGUAGAAUAUACUCGUAUAACCCAUGUAUUUCGUUUCUUAUCUACAUGAAAAUAUUCUUCGGCUAUCAGUCACUAUAAUAGUAGGUUUUUUAAACUUAAAGGGCUCAUAUGAAAAAGACCGUAGUUUUAAACAUAUUCUUUAUAUUUUUACUUUAAAAAUAAACUAUUAUAUACUAUCA
Pieris napi is the source of this 1064-nucleotide messenger RNA. Its product is annotated as circadian clock-controlled protein daywake-like. Bases 95 to 817 code for a protein of 240 amino acids. The transcript has 5 exons. The record is from RefSeq and is a predicted model, not a curated record. NCBI's taxonomy places the organism in Eukaryota, Metazoa, Arthropoda, Insecta, Lepidoptera, Pieridae.